Penicillium lagena is the source of this 2166-nucleotide messenger RNA. RefSeq names its product chaperone ATPase HSP78 (gene hsp78). Bases 1 to 2166 code for a protein of 721 amino acids. Gene Ontology annotation, biological process: cellular response to heat. Gene Ontology annotation, molecular function: ATP hydrolysis activity; ATP binding. The record is from RefSeq and is a predicted model, not a curated record. NCBI's taxonomy places the organism in Eukaryota, Fungi, Ascomycota, Eurotiomycetes, Eurotiales, Aspergillaceae. The transcript has a single exon. Gene Ontology annotation, cellular component: cytoplasm; mitochondrial matrix.
AUGGACAUGAGCGGAGAGCCCGAGAAGCCCGCGCUAGAACAGUAUGGCGUAGACUUGACGGAGAAGGCGAGAGCGGGAAAGUUGGACCCGGUGAUCGGACGAGACGCUGAAAUCCAUCGCACGAUCCAGGUGCUAUCGCGACGAACAAAGAACAACCCUGUCCUUAUCGGUGCGGCCGGUACGGGUAAGACGGCCGUGAUGGAUGGUUUGGCCCAACGGAUUGUCCAAGGGGACGUACCGGAGAGCAUCAAGAACAAGCGCGUUAUCUCUCUGGACUUGGGAUCUCUGAUUGCAGGGGCCAAGUUCCGAGGUGAUUUUGAAGAGCGCUUGAAGAAAGUGCUCAAGGAAGUGGAGGACGCCCAAGGUGGCGUGAUCCUCUUCGUUGAUGAGCUGCACACCUUGCUUGGAUUGGGAAAAGCCGAGGGCAGCAUCGAUGCAAGCAACUUGCUCAAGCCUGCGCUGUCCCGAGGAGAACUUCAGUGCUGCGGUGCCACCACCCUCACCGAAUACCGCUUGAUCGAAAAAGAUGCCGCCCUCGCCCGACGUUUCCAGCCUAUCCAGGUGGCCGAGCCGUCAGUCGCCUCGACAAUCUCCAUCUUGCGUGGUAUCAAGAACAAGUACGAAGUGCAUCAUGGUGUCCGGAUUACGGAUGGCGCACUGGUGGCCGCAGCCACCUACAGCAACCGCUACAUCACCGACCGAUUCCUUCCCGACAAAGCCAUUGAUCUCGUCGACGAGGCCGCAUCGGCACUCCGCUUGCAGCAAGAAUCGAAACCUGAUGCCAUUCGGGAACUCGAGCGCGACAUCACCACCAUCCAAAUCGAGCUGGAAUCGCUUCGCAAGGAAACGGAUGUCAGCAGCCGCGAGCGCCGCGAGAAACUCCAAGAAGACUUGAAAGCCAAACAGGACGAGACCGGAAAGUUGAAUGAAAUUUGGGAAAAGGAAAAGGCGGAGAUCGACUCCAUCAAGCAAACCAAAGAGGAGCUGGAACGGGCCCGAUUUGAGCUUGACCAAGCCCAGCGCGAAGGGAACUUUGCCAAAGCUGGAGAGCUGAGAUACUCGAAAAUCCCUGAGCUCGAGGGCAAAUUACCGAAAGACGGCGCCGAGAACGAAUCAGGAAAGCAGACUUUGAUUCACGACAGCGUCACUGCUGAGGACAUUGGCCAAGUCGUGUCGCGAACAACCGGCAUCCCGGUCACCAAGCUCAUGGCUGGAGAGGUUGAGAAAUUGAUCCGGAUGGAAGAUACCCUCCGUAAAUCGGUGCGUGGGCAAGACGAAGCUCUCUCCGCCGUUGCCAAUGCAGUACGGAUGCAACGCGCAGGCCUCAGUGGUGAAAAUCGUCCACUCGCCUCAUUCAUGUUCCUUGGACCAACCGGUGUCGGCAAGACGGAACUUUGCAAGAAGAUGGCCGAGUUCCUCUUCUCCACUGAAACCGCCGUGGUGCGGUUCGACAUGAGCGAGUUCCAAGAGAAACACACCAUCAGCCGUCUGAUUGGCUCUCCAGCCGGGUAUGUCGGGUACGACGACGCGGGCCAACUGACCGAGGCUGUCCGACGGAAGCCAUACGCAGUUCUGCUGUUUGACGAGUUCGAGAAAGCCCACCGUGACAUCUCGGCCUUGCUGCUACAGGUCCUCGACGAGGGUUUCCUCACAGAUUCCCAGGGCCACAAAGUUGAUUUCAGAAACACGCUGAUCGUGCUGACCUCCAACCUUGGUGCCGACAUUCUGGUUGGGGCUGAUCCCCUGCACUCGUAUAAGGAUUACGGCGACUCGGAACUCUCGCCGAACAUCAAGAAGGCCGUCAUGGAUGUUGUGCAGAACUCAUACCCGCCUGAAUUCCUGAACCGCAUCGACGAAUUCAUCAUCUUCAAGCGACUAUCGCGUGAAGCUCUCCGAGAUAUCGUCGACAUCAGAAUCAAGGAGCUGCAGUCGAGACUGGAUGAUCGCCGUAUGAUCUUGCAAGUGGACGACGAGAUCAAAGACUGGCUGUGCGAGAGGGGUUAUGAUCCCAAGUUCGGCGCUCGUCCGCUGAACCGUCUGAUUGCCAAGGAGAUUGGCAAUCGCCUGGCAGACAAGAUCAUUCGUGGCGAAGUCACGUCUGGUCAAACUGUCCGGGUGUCUCUGAAUGACGACAAGUCUGGCCUGGUCGUCUCCUCCGAGGAGUAA